This is a messenger RNA of Neolamprologus brichardi, 670 nucleotides long. The record is from RefSeq and is a predicted model, not a curated record. Lineage: Eukaryota; Metazoa; Chordata; Actinopteri; Cichliformes; Cichlidae.
GCUCCCUCACUAACCCCGACGUGGACCGUACCUCGUAAACAAAUGUGAAGUCUUAAGACGAGUCUCGUAUGGCGAUCAAAAUCCCAGCGGUGAGAACGCGUUGAAAAUAUUGUUAAUAUUUUACUUGUAUGAGCCUACAAUUCGGCUUUCGCUAAGUCCAUAAAUAGUUCGAUUUAAGUACAGUUUGAUCGGAUUUAUGCUUGCCUUUUCCGUGUGCCCAUCCGGGGGCUUUGUACUGCAACAACUACAGGCUAUCAAGAUGACUGCAUGGGUUAUUCAGAUGAUGGUGAUGGUGCUCUCUGUCUUUACUGGCAGCAGCCAGGGGAAGAGGGACAAGGUGCUCUACUGUUCUGCAUGCAAGGCAAUCGUGGAUGAACUGAACCACUCAAUCAGUCAGGUGGACCCAAAGAAAACCAUCAAUGUCGGCAGCUUUAGACUCAACCCUGAUGGAACCAUGAAAGACAAAAAGGUACUUCACGCCAGUGUUUACACACACACACCACUCACUUGCCAAAGCCCCAACAGAUGCUUCCUCAUCGGUGACCCCCCUAUGAGUAAAAAGUGGGAAGGAGGAUCAAAGUUUUACCAGGAAGAAACCUCCAGGAGAACCAGGCUCAGGGAGGGGCAGCCAUCUGUCGUGACUGAUUGGGGUUGAUGGGGGACGACAGGA